This is a messenger RNA of Adineta ricciae, 810 nucleotides long. Lineage: Eukaryota; Metazoa; Rotifera; Eurotatoria; Adinetida; Adinetidae. The record is from the annotation of a GenBank genome assembly.
AUGGCAGUGCAUUUUAUGGGUAACCCAGCAAUAACCAUCAUCAUUACCUACGCAGCUACAGAAGACAAAAGCGACGUGGAGAAAGACAUGUUCUACGACGACCUGCAAAGGUAUACACAUGACGUUCCAUCACAUAACGUCCUGAUACUCGCUGGAGAUCUCAACGCAAGAUUGGGAUCUGAUAGCCACACAACAAAUCCACGAACAAUUGGCAAAUACACAUACCAUCAUUCGACCGACGACAACGGCAACGGACUCGCCAAUUAUUGCGAAGCCUGUAACAUGCGUUCAACACAAACUCGCUUUCCGCAGCCACAAUCAAGAUCAUGGGCCUGGCUACAUCCAAAUGGCAAAUCCAAAGCUCAACUUGAUCAUAUCCUUAUCAAUGGAAAAUGGUUGAAUUCAAUCCGAAAUGUUCGUGCAUACAACACAGUCGAAUUGAACUCUGAUCAUCGAAUUGUUAGUGCGCAACUAUCGAUCAGCGUGCGAGCAACGAAAGAAAACAAAAACAAGAGAAUCAAACUCCAUCAAUACCCUCAAGAUGCUCGUGAAAUUGAAGCUGCAGCAUCACGUCGUACUAUAGUUCCGUGGCAAUUAAAUCCGAUCACAUUGUUAACAAUGUCGGUAGCAGCAGCACUAGAAUCGGUUGCACUUUUUUUUACUAAUGAACAGGUGAAAGCAAUCAUAUACGCUAAAUUAACUGGUCAUAGGAUAACUCAAUUGAAUCAAGUUCGACCAAUUCAAAUCAAUAAAGUUACUCCUAACCAUACAGAACUAAAACCUGUUCAAAAACUACCCAGUAUUUAUUAA